GACCCACCGUCCUCUUUCCUCCCUCCUGUUCCUCUUCUCCUCUUGUUGCCACAGCAACCCAAACUAACACGGAAUAGUAAUGGCUAACGAAAGCAUGUCUGAAAGUUACAAAUCUGCGUGUUCAGAUAACCAGAUAAAAAGGAACCCCCACAUCGCAGAGGUUCUGGAGAAACUGAGGGCGGACGAAAAUGUCACGUUAAAGCUGCCAGGAAACAAACAAAGACAGAGGCUCCAUGAUGAAGACGCCAUGGUUCUCUGUAAAUGUCUGCAAAACAACAAGUGUGUGACAGGUCUUGAUUUGCGAUACAAUAACAUAAGUGAUGAAGGGGUGGAACGUCUGAGCGGCCUUUUACAGGAGGACUCGUCUCUGCUCUCUCUGGACCUGAUGUUCAACGACAUUCUGGCGGGCGGAGCUGAAAUCCUCAGCACAGUGCUGCAGAGCAACACCACUUUGCGUUCGCUGGCUUUGUCGGGUAACAAGCUGGGGAGCCGAGGCGCCGUGCGUCUGGCCGGCAUGCUGCAGCGCAACCACAGCCUGCAGGAGCUGCAGCUGGCGGACUGCGACCUGGGCGUUCAGGGUGUGAUCGCUCUCACCAUCGCCCUGAAAAGCAACACGGGUCUUCUGUCUCUGGACCUGAGCCGAGCGCUGCUCUCCAGCCUCCAGGAGUGGGCGGUGCACGUGUCAGAGAUGCUGGUGGGGAACAGCCACCUGGUGGAGCUGCACCUGGGGAGGAUGGGGAUGACGGACGCCGGGAUGGAGAGGCUGGCUGACGGCCUGACGUCCAACUACAGCCUGCGCUACCUGGACCUGCGCUGUAACCGUGUGACUCGUGACGGCGUGUCCCAUCUGGCUAAGGUGCUGAAGCUGAACCCGACCCUGGAGGUCGUCGAUCUGUCGUUCAAUCGAAUGGAAGACGAGGGUGCCGUGUACCUGAGCGAAGCCAUCACCUCCCCAGGCUGCGGCCUGAGAGAGCUGUCAGUCAAGGGUAACAGCAUCAGCGCUGAGGGUUUACUGUCUCUGGCUCAGGCUACAGGAGCAAACACACGUCUAACACACCUGUACAUCUGGGGAAACCACCUGGAGGAGCCAGUGUGCCACGCCUUCAGAGAGCUGAUGUCCAGCGGUCGCCUGCUGCCGGAGCAGACGGACGUCAGCGUCUACGAGGUGGACGGUCGGGUGUUUCUCGCCGAGGCCCCCCACAGUUUGAGGAGACGCUACAACUCCAGCAGGAAACCCACACACAUCCAGUCACUACCGCCAAACUAA
This is a messenger RNA of Betta splendens (Siamese fighting fish), 1267 nucleotides long. RefSeq names its product leucine rich repeat containing 34 (gene lrrc34). NCBI's taxonomy places the organism in Eukaryota, Metazoa, Chordata, Actinopteri, Anabantiformes, Osphronemidae. The record is from RefSeq and is a predicted model, not a curated record. Gene Ontology annotation, molecular function: protein binding. The transcript has 10 exons. The coding region runs from base 80 to 1267 and encodes 395 amino acids.